GGGACCAGAAGCAGCAGCAAAGUCUUGUGAGCAACAGAACUUCUAUUCCAGCUUCAGUUUGUGUUUGCCCACAAGGUUUCCUGUUACACUUCAGCCAUGGGAUUUGGCUCCCUCACUGCCAUCUGCAGCAUCACACGUGUCUCCAUCCCUUGUGUGGGAAUAACAGUUCUGCUGCAUCUCUCUUUAUCAUUCAACGUUGAUGUGAAAGAUACGAUGACUUUUAGUGGUCCUGUGGAAGACAUGUUUGGAUACAGUGUGCAGCAAUUUGAAAAUGAAGAGGGAAAAUGGGUUCUUAUUGGUUCUCCUUUGGCUGGUCAGCCCCAAAAGAAAACAGGUGAUGUCUAUAAAUGCCCUGUAGGACAGGGUAAAGGUUUGCCAUGUGUAAAGUUAAAUCUGCCAGCCAACAUUUCAAUUCCUCAAGUUACAGAAGUCAAGGAGAAUAUGACUCUUGGGUCAACCUUAGUGACGAAUCCCAAAGGAGGGUUUUUGGCAUGUGGACCUCUUUAUGCUUAUAAAUGUGGACAUUCCUAUUACACAACUGGUAUCUGUUCCAACGUUAGCUCAAAUUUUGAGGUUGUAAAUUCCAUUGCUCCAUUGCGAGACUGCAAGUCCCAGUUGGAUAUUGUCUUUGUUCUUGAUGGAUCUAACAGUAUUUUUGAAUGGAAAGAUGUCACCAAUUUUUUGAAACGAAUCCUGCAAAAUAUGAGUAUAGGCCCCCACGAUACACAGGUUGGGAUUGUUCAAUAUGGUGAAAAUGUAACCCAUGAAUUUUAUCUCAACGCAUAUUCAACCACAGAAGAAGUGCUUGUAGCAGCAGGCAAAAUUAAGCAGAGAGAAGGAUUUGAGACCAUGACAGCUCUUGGCAUUGAGACAGCAAGGAAUGAAGCAUUUACAGAAGCUCAUGGGGCCCGCCCAGGGGUUCAAAAAGUCAUGGUAGUUGUGACUGAUGGAGAAUCUCAUGACAAUUACCGAUUACAAAAAGUGAUUGAGGAUUGUGAAAAAGACAAUAUACAGAGAUUUUCUAUUGCUAUUCUUGGCUCCUAUAACAGAGGGAAUCGAAACCCUGAGAAAUUAGUGGAGGAAAUCAAAUCCAUUGCAAGCAAGCCAACUGAAAAGCAUUUUUUUAAUGUCUCAAAUGAAGUAGCUCUGCUUACAAUUGUUGAAGCUCUUGGUGAAAGAAUAUUUGCUUUGGAAGCUACCAAUGAUCAACAGGCAGCUUCUUUUGAAAUGGAAAUGUCUCAAGUUGGCUUCAGUGCCCAUUAUUCUCAGGACUGGAUCAUGCUUGGAGCAGUUGGGGCAUAUGACUGGAAUGGGACGGUUGUCAUGUUAAAGGACAGCAAUUUUCUAACACCAACAAGUAACGCAUUUGAUGAUAGCUUUUCAGAAAGAAAUGAAAGUCUUGCAGCGUACUUAGGUUAUACAGUCAAUUCAGCUUCUGUACCUGGAGAUCUGCUAUACAUUGCAGGGCAACCUCGUUAUAAUCACACCGGUCAAGUUAUCAUAUAUAGAAUGAAGGACACUGAAAUAGAAAUACUUCAGAAAUUAAGUGGUGAACAGAUUGGAUCAUAUUAUGGAAGUGUUAUCACAACAAUUGAUAUUGACAAGGAUACAUAUACAGAUCUUCUUCUGGUGGGAGCACCUAUGUACAUGGGGACCGAGAAAGAAGAACAAGGCAAGGUGUACAUUUAUUCUUUAAACAAGAAAACCUUUGAAUAUCAGAUGACACUUGAGCCUGUAAAGCAGAGUUGCUGUUUGGUACACAAAGAGAAGGAUUGCAUAAACCACAACAAAAAUGAGCCGUGCGGAGCUCGUUUUGGGACAUCAAUUGCUCCCAUAAAGGAUCUCAAUCUUGAUGGUUUUAAUGAUAUUGUCAUAGGUGCCCCUCUAGAAGAUGAUCAUCGAGGGGCUGUGUAUGUUUAUCAUGGAAAUGGGAAGAGUAUAAAGAAAGAAUAUGCCCAGCGUAUUGCUUCCGGUGGAGAUGGAGAAAAGAUGAAAUUUUUUGGACAGUCAAUACAUGGUGAAAUGGACUUAAAUGGAGAUGGACUUACAGAUGUUACUAUUGGAGGCUUGGGAGGAGCAGCCCUCUUCUGGUCUCGAGAUGUUGCCCAAGUAAAUGCUUCCAUGAAAUUCAUGCCCAACAAAAUUGAUAUUCAGAAGCUAAGCAGUGACAUGCAAAAACAAAAGGUGUAUAUUAACUCCACAAUUUGUUUUGAAGUCAGAUUAAAGUCAAAAGACCUCACAAUUAAUGAAACAGAUAUACAGUACUGGCUUACACUUGAUUCACAAAGAAAGGUGUCUCGAACACUUUUUGCAGAAACAAAUGAACGGAGGAUUCAAAAAAACAUCACAGUUAGAGGGUCAGAAUGCAUUAAGCACAACUUCUACAUGUUGGGCAAGCCUGACUUUCGUGAUCCUAUAAAGGUUUUGCUGGAGUUUAAUUUUUCUGACCCCGAGAGUGGACCAAUCCUUGACAGUGAGCUACCCAAUUCAGUAGCUGAAUAUAUCCAUUUCACAAAAGAUUGUGGAAACAAGAACAAAUGUAUCACUGAUCUACAGCUGACUGCUAACGCAACCAUUGGAGGAAACAGUUUAUCUCCAUUCAUCGUCAAACUGAAUAAUUUGAAAUUCUGGGUCCAAAUGUUGGUCAGAAAUAAAAAAGAUAGUGCUUACAAUACAAGAGUCUAUGUACAACAUUCUCCAAAUAUUAUUUUUUCUGGAAUUGAGAAAAUACCAAAAGACAGCUGUGAUACCGGGCAGAACAUCACUUGUAAAGUCGGCUAUCCCUUCCUGUCUCCCAAUGAGGAGAUUUUCUUUGAAAUAGCAUUCCAAUUCAAUGUGUCCCACCUCCUGGAAAAUACAACAAUUCACUUUUCUGUUACAAGUGAUAGUGAUGAACUUGAUGAGACUCUUGGAGACAACAGAGGAACUAUUUCAAUUCCAAUAAAAUAUGAAAGUGGAUUAAUAUUUAAAAGAGAAGCUAGUUCGCAUCACAUUAUCAUUGCUGCAAAUGAUACAAUACCUGCAAUCAUUAAUUCUACUGACAAUAUUGGAGAAGAAAUUAAUAUAAACUACUUGAUUGAGAAAGGAGAACAUUUCUUACAGCCACAGCUUGCACUGCAAAUCUCAUUUCCAAAGAAUAUUUCAGAUGAAAAUCAAAUCCUUUACCUCACCAGGAUAUCAUAUUCAGAGAAUGCAAAAUGCCAAUCCAGCCACCCAAGUGAUUUGUUUAAGAUUGAUAUGGGCAAACCAUUCACAACAUCAAGAAUACAAGAACCUCUAAAGGAUCCUAACAUAAAUUGUGAUGGAUAUGAUUGUGCAUCCAUUAAUUGCACUAUAGCCCCUUCGAAUAUAACUCAUGUGAAUAUUUCAUUCAGACUCUGGAAGCCUACUUUCAUAAAGGCAAAAAUUCACAGCGUAGAACUCAUUGUGAAAGCAAGUCUAAGGAGUGAAAACUCAUUAAUGAUCUUGAAGAAAGAAAAUGAAAAAAUAGACACAAUAAUUCAAAUCUCAAAGGAGCUUCUUCCUGGCCAUGUGCCAUUAUGGGUCAUUCUGCUGAGUGUUUUUGCUGGGCUCCUGAUUCUUACCUUGCUUAUAUUUGCAUUAUGGAAGGCUGGAUUUUUCAACAGGCCCUUAAGAAAGAAAAUGGAGAAAUGAGAAGAAAAUCCAGACAAAAGAAAAAACUCUUAACAGUUCUGCAAUGAUCUGUCCUCAGGUGGACUUCUGAGAUAUGACUAUAAAUCAAAUACUUGGUUUAAUGUAGGAAAGGUCAUAAAAGUUUUACUUCAAACAACACCGUAUGAUGAGCAAUAAAAGAAACAAAAAGAAAAAAAAACCAACAAACCAAAGGUAGAAAAGAUAAUCGUGGAAGGAAACUAUUUUUCCCCUUUUUUAUAGGUGAGCAGGACUGAAAAAUCUGUGCAACUUGUUCUGAACUUGCAUCUUUUUUCUCAGAUAACUUUUUCUUCAUGGAUAUACAAAGCAACUUUGAAGCCAAGGUGUAUUCAAAACUAGGGACAGAGCAAAAAGGCAAUUUAUUCCUCAGAUUCUACCCAUUAUUUUUAAUAUUGUCACUUAUUUUUUAGAGCACAACCCACAGAUUUUUAUCUCAAAUGUAUGCACAGGAACAUAUAUCCUACUGAAUGGAAUUUGAGGAUUUCAAACAGUGUCUGACAUGCAUAUUGCAUAAGAAACAUCUGCAACUUUGAUUUAUCAUCAUUCUUAAAUGGGGAAGAAGCCAGUAUUCAAAGCUGAGCAUGCUACUGUUUUGGGAAACAUUUAUCCAGGAGGAAAAACACCCUUCAGAAAUUAGCAACGACACCAUAAAAUUUCACAGAGGUGUUAUCUAUCAAGCAUCGGAUGGAAUUCCCCGCCUUGUGUAUAACUGUAGAAAAAUCAUUACUUAAUGGCUAAGGUCAUAUUUGUAAUUGGAGCAGCUCAAGUACACCUUGUCAUUUACAAUUUGAGAGAGAAAAAUAUGCAUCCUGAAAACUGUAAACUUGCUAUAUAUAUUGCUCUAAAGUCAUUAAUGCUAAGAUACGAUUUAUAAUACCAGACAGGUUAUAUUUCUCAUAAAUUAAAAGUGUGUGAAUAAAAGUCUAUACAGGGUCCUAUAUUUAGUUUACAUCUAGAAAUAGAAACUUUUAACCAUUUUGUGGUUAAAAAAAAGAAGGAACUUUAUUCACAGCGAAGGGGUGAAUUUGAAAGCAGUGCCAUUACUUCCCAUAGGGGGGAAUUAGCUUCCCCUUAUGACUGAAAUAGAUCACAAGACUACAUUAGAAUCAUGCAUCACUCUGAACCAUGUUAUUCCUCCACAGUGUAUAUCCUCAGUAAUGUUUUCUGGUACCGUUAUGUAUUGACCAGCAGGAGGCAGUACAAUACUGGUUUUCUAAUAAAGAUAAAAUCAAGAGCACACUGCCUCCUAGUGUUCGAUGUAAUAGGAUAAGAAUAGCUAUCUGCACAGAUGAUUACUGCUUUCUCAUUAUUAAUGAUGAAUCCUUGAAAAUAUAUUUGCUUUAUAUUUAGUGGAAAAUGUGAAAAAAAAUGUUUUUGUUUUCCUGAAAAAGUUAAAUCAUAGUUCUUUAAUUUAUUACAGACAGAACAUGGAUCUUCGUGCAAGUCACUAAUGCUAAAUUAGCUUGAUGAUUUGUUAGCAGAAAAAUAAGAUUUUUUUUUUGCCUUCAAAUCAGUGACUACAUGGAGAAGUCCAUACAGUUUUCUAGACAGAGGUUUAUAGCCUUGUUCCCAAGGCUGAGAGGGGGUGAUUAGCCCAGUUGGCUUCAGGGUCCCAGGCAAAACUAGAAUUCAAAUUCCCCUGCUCCAUUUUUUAAAUCAGCAAACCACUGUAAUGUGACACACUAUAAUAAGGCAGUAUAGAAAAUGUUUUUGACAAAAAUUCAACAUGGCAUGACCAUCAUAGAUGUUAUGUGUGCAUUUACAUAAUGAUUAUUUACAUAAUGAGUGUCAGCUAUAGAGUUGAGACUCUAGAAAGAGUGCAGAGAAGAGCAACUAAGAUGAUUAGGGGACUGGAGGCUAAAACAUAUGAAGAACGGUUGCUGGAAUUGGGUAUGUCUAGUUUAAUGAAAAGAAGGACUAGGGGAGCCAUGAUAGCAGUGUUCCAAUAUCUCAGGAGUUGCCACAAAAAAGAGGGAGUCAAACUAUUCUUCAAUUCACUUGAGGGUAGAACAAGAAGCAAUGGGUGGAAACUAAUCAAGGAGAGAAGCAACUUAGAACUAAGGAGAAAUUUCCUGACAGUUAGAACAAUUAAUAAGUGGAACAACUUGCCUGCAGAAGUUGUGAAUGCUCCAACACUGGAAAUUUUUAAGAAGAUAUUAGAUAACCAUUUGUCUGAAGUGGUGUAGGGUUUCCUGUCUGGGCAGGGGGUUGGACUAGAAGACCUCCAAGGUCCCUUCCAAGUCUGUUAUUCUAUUCUAUUCUAUUUAUUUUCAUUAUUUUCCUCAGAUACUUUUUGUUGCUGUUUUAGCCACUGUGUUUUUCCUUACUGAAACGGUUGAUUGGUAUCAACUCUUUUCAAAUAUUACACGAAUGUUUGAACUUUAUACUGGUGCUUAUAAAUUCUGUAAUUCUAUUGUGAACUGUACAAUCUUCCCAUAUCAGUCUGCCAGUAUAUGUAAUUUAAAUAUGUGUUGAAAUAGCCUUUUAGAAUAGCUACAGUUAUUUAUGUUAAAUGUUAACAUUUUAUCAAUCCACUGGAAUUUUUGAAAUGUUAUGCUAAACAAUUCUUGUACAUAAACAGACUAUGAUUUUUUUAAAAAAAACAAAAAUCCAAAUCUGAAAUAUAUCUGAAGACUUAUUAUUGGAGGAUUACACAGCAAUGGCAAUAAAAAAUGCCCCAUAUUGGGAAUGAUGCGAAUCAUGAAAUUGAUAGAAUAGGCUUUCCUCACAAGUACAGUUUCAUUUGGGUUCAUAUAUAUUUCCUAUAGGAGCUUCUGGAACUUUUAUUUCAAAUAUUUCAGGUCUAUCUUGACAUGUUUCCCAAGCAUGAAUUAAAACAGUUUGAAUGUGUAUAAAAAGCAGUGAUGAAGUUUUGGGUCAUGCAUGAAACAAAAUUCCAAUUUUAAAUGCAUUACAAGCAAUAAGAAUUCAGAUCAGGAUUGAAAUAAAACAAAGUAUCCUGUAGAACAAUCUUUAGAUGCACGGACUUCAAUCCCGAGAAUUCCCCAGCCAGCAAGAGAACUCUUUUAGUUUUAUCUACAACAGGUCCAUGGCAGUGGUGGGCUGCUGCCGGUUCAGACCGGUUCGAGUGAACCAGUAGUUCCGACCAGUGGCUGGGCCCACCCGCCCGCCCUGGUGCUAUCAUGUCCUAUAUAAUUGCUGGUUUUUCAAUGUUGCGAUGAUGUGCGUGCAUGCUCACAUUUUCAGUUCGGGGUGAACCAGUUGUUACAGUAUGUGAUGCCCACCUGUGGUCCGUAGCCAGUUAGGAUCCAGAUCACACAGCUGGAGACAAAUGCCAAGCGAGUGGGCAAAACCGAAACCAUUCUCUCUCCCCUCCACCCCCUGUCUGUGGAAAAUUUGUCUUCCAUUAAACCACUCCCUUGUGCCAAAAAGGUUGGGGCCCACACAGGGCUGAGUUCUACUUACCUUUACCUUUACUUUCUGCAUGCGCAGAAGCGUUUUGAUGACGUCGGGGUCAGUGGGCGAAGCCUCCUGCCGGUUUUACUACCGGUUCUAUAGAACCGGUGCAAACCGGGGGCAACCCACCACUGAGCCCGCUGAUGUUCAUGGCGUUUGCACAAUGUGUUUUCCCUACCAAAAAGGUAAACAAAUUUGUAUUUCCCUUUUCAAGAAUUACAGGGAUGUUUGUAUUUCAUAUUCAUGCCCUUAAAUUUUGUGACUUCAUUGUGAAUUGUACAGUCUUCCCAUAUCAUGGCUGGCUGGGGAGUUCUGGGAGUUGAAGUCCACUGUUCUUAUAAUUAUAAGAUUGAGAAACACUGCUAUAAACUAUCAAAUGUACUUUAAUUUGCCACUGAUAAAUUGAGGAAUUAUUUGCUAAAUUUAAGAUCUCAAAUACUAAUUCGUACAGCAUAUAGAUAAAGUAUCCUGGAAUAGAUAAAAUAUUUUAAGCAGUUUAGAACACUAAUAACCACUACUGAACACUACGGUCUAAAUCUACUUGAAAUUAACCAUUGGUGACAAAAUCCAAUUUAAAGCACUAGCAAAUAUUAUUGGCACAGCUAAUUUGUAGGUACGUCUGACUUUGUCUAGAUAGUGAUUACAAGGUGUAGCUACUGUACUUAUUUUAAUGGAAUUUAGUUUCAAAUAUUCAUAGGAACAUGGCCUAGAAGUAAUCGCAUUCAGUAAUUUUAAAUAUUCUAGUUAAAUUUUGUUGAAAUGCCCUAGAGAAAGUAUGUCAUAAAUUGGAGUACAAUGCUAUGUAAUGCGAAAAAUACCUUACCUCCCACUUGUGUCACUUUUUGUGUUCUAUAAACUGUUUUGUCAUGCACUUGUCAUUUCAAGAGCAGCAUGUUGAUAAAUGCAUAUUUUUAAAAUAGAAGUUUAUUUUUCAUUUCACUAUCUAAUUUUCUUUUCAUCUGGAAUGUUUCACCAAUGUCUCUAUAGGUAUUCUCCCCACACACAUCAAGGAUCUCUGGGGAUACAAUAUUUAGUUUUGAACUGGGAUUCUAAAUUUUCUUCUGAUGUAUUAAGAACUAAUUUGCAGUGGCAAAUGAUAGGAAUCCAUUUUGGCCCAUUACCGACAGUCAAACCGGGAAACUCUGUUGGACGUAGAAGUAUCUACAAGGCAUAGCUUUAAAAAAUCAAGAUGGUGGAUAUAAUACAACCAAAGCUCCAUUAUUAUUAUUUUUUGCAUAUAAACAGAUGGACUUUCCUUGCAGCUGCCAACUUGACUUUUAACCAUAGUCUGUCUACACCCUUGAUCUGCUUUGAUUCCAAGAAAUUUCACCAAAAUCAUCAUCUUCUUGUGUAUUUAAAAAAAGGAGUCCUCAUCAAAUAGUUUGAAAAAAAAAAGGUGAAAUACCAUUUUAUAUGGAGCUUUAAAAAAUUCUGUCCAUUAUAUCAUGUUGAGGUAAAGGCCUGACUCAUGCCUUGCAGCAUCUAUUGAAGUAACAUGUCAUAUAUUCAUUUCUAUUUUUUCUGUAAAUAUUAUUUGUGUGUGGGAGAUUAUGUGAAAGUUUAUGUGUAUAUGUGUGUAUAAUUACACAAUCUUGUCUGAAAUUGUGAAUAAAACUCUUUGCUUAGUCAUUAUGA
Molecule: messenger RNA, 8724 nt
Organism: Pantherophis guttatus
Lineage: Eukaryota; Metazoa; Chordata; Lepidosauria; Squamata; Colubridae
Gene: ITGA1
Product: integrin subunit alpha 1
Biological process (GO): integrin-mediated signaling pathway; cell-matrix adhesion; cell-cell adhesion
Cellular component (GO): external side of plasma membrane; integrin complex
Molecular function (GO): integrin binding
Source: RefSeq, a predicted model, not a curated record